CGGCCACGCCACCGCGCGCUCGCUCCCUCUCUUCCUGCGCGCUGGGCGGCGAGACUGUGCGGCCACCGUGGACCAGAGGCCCCAGGCACACAGGAGACCGGUGAUGCUGCCCAGACUGUGAACAGGGGAGGCAGCACUGUAGGGGCUGCCAGCAGCCGGGGCUGGGGAGAGACAUGUGGACACGUAGCCCCUAUGGCUUCUGCCUGCCAGAUCCUCCGCUGGGCCCUUGCCCUGGGGCUGGGCCUCACAUUCAAGGUCACGCAUGCCUUCAGAUCUCAAGAUGAACUCCUGUCCAGUUUGGAGAGCUAUGAGAUUGCCUUCCCAACUCGCGUGGACCACAACGGGGCAAUGCUGGCCUUCUCUCAACCUGCCCUCCGGAGGCAGCGUCGGGGUACGGGGCCCACAGCAGUGGAGUCCCGUCUAUUCUACAAGGUGGCCGCACCCAGCACUCACUUCCUGCUGAAUUUGACCCGCAGCCCCCGUCUACUGGCAGGGCACGUCUCCGUGGAAUACUGGACACGGGAGGGCCUGGCCUGGCAGAGGGCUGCCCGAGCCCACUGCCUCUACGCUGGCCACCUGCAAGGCCAGGCUGGUAGCUCCCACGUGGCCAUCAGCACCUGUGGGGGCCUGCAUGGUCUGAUCGUGGCAGGUGAGGAAGAGUAUCUGAUUGAGCCCCUGCAAGGUGGGCCCAAAGGUCGCCGUGGCCCAGAAGAGAGUGGCCCCCACGUAGUAUACAAGCGUUCCUCUCUGCGUCACCCCCAUCUGGACACAGCCUGUGGAGUGAGAGAUGAGAAACCAUGGAAAGGUCGUCCAUGGUGGUUGCGUACCCUGAAGCCACCACCUGCUAGGCCCCUGGGGAAUGACACGGAGCGAGGCCAGCCAGGCCUGAAGCGAUCAGUCAGCAGGGAGCGCUAUGUGGAGACCCUGGUGGUAGCUGACAAGAUGAUGGUGGCCUACCACGGGCGGAGAGAUGUGGAGCAGUAUGUGCUGGCCAUCAUGAACAUUGUUGCCAAACUUUUCCAGGACUCGAGUCUGGGAAACAUCGUCAACAUCCUCGUCACUCGCCUUAUCCUGCUCACGGAGGACCAGCCUACUCUGGAGAUCACCCACCAUGCUGGGAAAUCACUGGACAGCUUCUGUAAGUGGCAGAAAUCCAUCAUGAGCCACAGUGGCCAUGGCAACGCCAUCCCAGAGAACGGUGUGGCCAACCAUGACACAGCUGUGCUCAUCACACGCUAUGACAUCUGCAUCUACAAGAACAAACCCUGCGGCACUCUAGGCCUGGCCCCUGUGGGUGGGAUGUGUGAGCGUGAGAGGAGCUGCAGUAUCAAUGAAGAUAUUGGCCUGGCCACAGCAUUCACCAUUGCCCAUGAGAUCGGGCACACAUUCGGCAUGAAUCACGAUGGUGUGGGGAACGGCUGCGGGGCCCGUGGUCAGGACCCAGCAAAGCUCAUGGCUGCCCACAUUACCAUGAAGACUAAUCCAUUCGUGUGGUCAUCAUGCAGUCGGGACUACAUCACCAGCUUUCUGGACUCAGGCCUGGGGCUUUGCCUGAAUAACCGGCCUCCCAGACAGGACUUCGUGUACCCAACGGUGGCUCCUGGCCAGGCCUAUGAUGCUGAUGAACAGUGCCGAUUCCAACAUGGAGUCAAAUCGCGUCAGUGUAAAUACGGGGAGGUCUGCAGCGAACUGUGGUGUCUGAGCAAGAGCAAUCGGUGCAUCACCAAUAGCAUCCCAGCUGCUGAGGGAACACUGUGCCAAACACACACCAUCGACAAAGGGUGGUGCUACAAACGAGUGUGCGUCCCCUUUGGGUCUCGACCAGAGGGUGUAGAUGGGGCCUGGGGACCGUGGACUCCAUGGGGCGACUGCAGCAGGUCAUGUGGCGGUGGUGUGUCAUCUUCCAGUCGUCACUGUGACAGCCCCAGGCCAACCAUUGGGGGCAAGUACUGUCUAGGUGAGAGACGGAGGCACCGAUCCUGCAACACUGAUGACUGUCCCCCUGGCUCCCAGGACUUCAGAGAAAUGCAGUGCUCUGAAUUUGACAGUGUUCCUUUCCGUGGAAAGUUCUACACGUGGAAGACAUAUCGAGGAGGGGGCGUGAAGGCCUGUUCACUGACUUGCCUAGCAGAAGGCUUCAACUUUUACACGGAGAGAGCAGCAGCUGUGGUGGAUGGCACACCCUGCCGCCCUGACACAGUGGACAUUUGUGUCAGUGGCGAAUGCAAGCAUGUGGGCUGUGACCGGGUCCUGGGUUCUGAUCUCCGAGAAGACAAAUGCCGAGUGUGUGGGGGUGAUGGCAGUGCCUGUGAGACCAUCGAGGGGGUCUUCAGCCCAGCUUUACCAGGAAGUGGGUAUGAGGACGUCGUCUGGAUCCCCAAAGGCUCUGUCCACAUUUUCAUCCAAGAUCUGAACCUGUCCCUUAGUCACCUGGCCCUAAAGGGGGACCAGGAGUCUCUGCUACUGGAGGGACUACCCGGUACCCACCAACCUCACCGCCUUCCCCUGGCUGGGACCACCUUUCAUCUACGACAGGGCCCAGAUCAGGCCCAGAGCCUAGAAGCCCUGGGACCCAUUAAUGCAUCUAUCAUCAUCAUGGUGCUGGCCCAGGCAGAGUUGCCUGCUCUCCGCUACCGCUUCAAUGCACCCAUUGCCCGUGAUGCACUGCCUCCCUACUCCUGGCACUAUGCCCCCUGGACCAAAUGCUCAGCCCAAUGUGCAGGCGGCAGCCAGGUUCAAGUGGUGGAGUGCCGAAAUCAGCUGGACAGCUCAGCAGUGGCCCCUCACUAUUGCAGUGCCCACAGCAAAUUGCCCAAAAGACAGCGUGCCUGCAACACAGAACCAUGCCCACCAGAUUGGGUUGUAGGAAAUUGGUCACGAUGCAGCCGUAGCUGUGAUGCUGGUGUGCGAAGCCGCUCAGUGGUGUGCCAGCGCCGGGUGUCUGCUGCAGAGGAGAAAGCCCUGGACGACAAUGCCUGUCCACAGCCACGCCCACCUGUGCUGGAGGCCUGCCAGGGCCCAAUGUGCCCUCCUGAGUGGGCAGCCCUGGACUGGUCUGAGUGCACCCCAAGUUGCGGGCCUGGCCUCCGCCACCGAGUAGUCCUUUGUAAGAGUGCAGAUCAGCGGUCCACUCUGCCCCCUGGGCACUGCCCUCCAUCAGCCAAGCCACCAGCCACUAUGCGAUGCAACUUGCGCCGAUGCCCUCCUGCUCGAUGGGUGGCCAGCGAGUGGGGUGAGUGCUCCUCACAGUGUGGCCUUGGCCAGCAGCAGCGCACAGUGCGCUGCACCAGCCACACUGGCCAGCCAUCUCGAGAGUGCACCGAGGCCCUGCGGCCGUCUACCAUGCAGCAGUGUGAAGCCAAGUGUGACAGCGCGGUGCCCCCUGGGGAUGGCCCAGAAGAAUGCAAGGAUGUGAACAAGGUGGCCUACUGCCCUCUGGUGCUCAAAUUUCAGUUUUGUAGCCGAGCCUACUUCCGCCAGAUGUGCUGCAAGACCUGCCAAGGCCGCUAGGGGUGUGCAGCACCAGGAGCCACCCCGGAGCACAGGCUAAGGGGAAAGCCCACAGGAGAGGGCCUGAGGGAGUGGGGGCUGGGACUGAACGGUGAGAUGUAGUUGAAAGUUAUUUAUUGGGUAACCCCUAUAGAACUCCUGGCUAGGGGAUGGAGAAGAGCUGGCUACCCCAGGGACCCUCUUCUUGCCCAGUUGACAGUGAAGAGAGAGGACUGCUCCUUGUUGCACACAUCUUUAAGUCCCCAACACUCCCCCCACCUUUGAUCGGAAUAUGUACUGUGAAGAGUGGGGGUGGGGAGGGGGUAUGCCGGUGCCCUGCCCCCCAGCACUGUUCUAUCCCUCCACUCUGAGCUGGGGGGAUUUAUAUCUGCUAUGGGGGAGUGGGAUUAAUACCACCUCCCUGUGACCCUCCUCCAGACUGACCAGGGGAAAGAUCUGCCCCAACCUCCACCCUGCUUGCCCCAGGGCGAGCCCAACAUCUAGGCUACCCCCACCAUGGUGCUAACCAGCCCUACCCUGGGGCCCACACACUCCUCACCAAGAAGCAUUACAUCAAUAAAGUUCUGUCUUGUAUAGA
This is a messenger RNA of Peromyscus eremicus (cactus mouse), 4087 nucleotides long. RefSeq names its product ADAM metallopeptidase with thrombospondin type 1 motif 10 (gene Adamts10). The record is from RefSeq and is a predicted model, not a curated record. The coding region runs from base 193 to 3510 and encodes 1105 amino acids. The transcript is spliced from 25 exons. Gene Ontology annotation, molecular function: metalloendopeptidase activity. Gene Ontology annotation, biological process: proteolysis; extracellular matrix organization. Lineage: Eukaryota; Metazoa; Chordata; Mammalia; Rodentia; Cricetidae. Gene Ontology annotation, cellular component: extracellular matrix.